AGACCGUGCGGCAGGUGAACGCAAGUGUGUGAAUCAUGUUUAUGUUAGUUUGUGGUGCGGUAUUCUUCCCGGGACUCUUCUUAAUUUCAAGGAAAUUACUUCAGUCAUCCUUCAAAAGCUGGAAUGAUGCAGAUGUUGUCGUGGUCAGCCAAAGGUUGAUGUCCUCCACCUAUGCCAUUCUGGCUACUAUUGUUGGAAUUAUAGUUGCAUCGUCCUCCAAUGAUGUGAUGUCUGAAAGGCACAGAUUGACCAAUGGCUUCGUCUGGUUCGGUGCUCCCUAUAAGGCCUUCGAUAUCUACGCCAUGUAUCUGAGCAACUACCACAGUCAAAAGGUCAAGGGGCACGAGGCGUACAGAGAGCACUCCAUCCUUACCGUCAAGCUGUUCCUCCUCCACUAUCCCCUGCUGGUGGUCCAUCACAUUGCGCUCCUCACGGUCUUCACGCCCAUCACCCUGUUCCUCAGAACAGGUCUAGGUGGAGACUUUUUCAUUGGAUGUUUCUUCAUGGCAGAAUUCAGCACUCCCUUUGUCUCACUCGGAAAAGUACUGAUCCAGCUUGGACUAGAGGACUCGUGGCUUCACACGGUCAACAGCGUUGUGGCUCUGCUGAGUUUCUUCACCUGCCGUAUCCUGGUCUUCCCCUACAUGUACUGGGUUUACAGUCAACAGUACCACAUUCCCUUCCACAAAGUGCCUUUUCAUCUACAGCUCCAUUGUAAUUUAGCCAACCUGUCCCUACUAGCACCACAGGUCUAUUGGUUUGUGCUGUUAUGUCGCAAGGCUUAUCGACUCCAUCUCCGUCCGACUGCAAGAUCAAAGAGUCAACCUGCUCACAACAAUGGCUACAAGUCAGAUUAGAGCCAGGUACUCGUCUGUGAUUCAGUGGAAAACAGUUACAUUUUUUAAUUUGUCACUCUGAAACGGCGUGUGUGGAACACAGGGCAUGCCAAUGAAUGUACAUAUAUUCAUCAAAGAUUCUCAAUGAUCAGAACUUCUGAAUGUGGGUCAAUUCUAAAUGUACUGUAACUUCCAAAAAGAAUUGUCAGCCUUUAAAAAUAAUAAAUAGACUGGCC
Molecule: messenger RNA, 1072 nt
Organism: Esox lucius (northern pike)
Lineage: Eukaryota; Metazoa; Chordata; Actinopteri; Esociformes; Esocidae
Gene: fam57a
Product: family with sequence similarity 57 member A
Biological process (GO): lipid homeostasis
Cellular component (GO): endoplasmic reticulum; membrane
Source: RefSeq, marked provisional